AUGGUCGAAGGCAAUGUAGGCGACGUCAACCUCGUCGAGUGGUCGCAUGAGCUCGAUCGAUGUCUCCUUCGCUUCGCUUUUCGUCCACUAUGCGCAAGCGUUGAGAAAGAGCAAAGCGCCCACUUUCUCUACAAGCUCGCUUACUCGCCGCUCCGCAAAGAGGUUGGGCUUCUUUUGCUCGACUCUGACGCAUGUACUGCAUUCUACGAAGGCAUCUCGCUUCGAACCCUCGAACGUCGUACCCGCAUUCAUCAGCCACAAGAGGAUGUGGCAACCUCGACCGAUGACGCGGCUCGACUCGCUCACCUCAUCGACGCCAUUCACCAUGCACUCGAUCCAACAUCAGCGCUCGAUACCGCGCUCAAGAUCUCCAUCGGUAUCGAAUCAAAUCGUUUCUCCUCGUCUCUCUCCAUCAGCGUCAAAUCAAAGUCCGACGAUAUCCGCCGCGAGCUCAAGACGUCCUUUGAUCUGGACCCGCUCGACCAUGCAGCUUUGGCUACUUUGUUAUCUACUCACUUUGUCCGCCCGCUUCUUGCACUUGCAGCCGUUUUAUCUCACUCAGCUACACAGCACCAGCUUGACAGCAUCCACCAACAUGUGAACCUCGAACUGCACCCUCACCUUUUCAGCGACUCGCUUGAACUCCUGCGACGCUCAGCUUUGGCCAAUGCGGGCCUCCCGAUCGGUUCGCUGCAACUACUCUCGACGCACGCACACGCUCACAAUGCUAAGCCAGCCAUUCCAACCCCUUCGUCGUCGAUGAUGAACGUCUCGGCAAGCGUCGAAUCCGAUGACGAUCGAGAUACGGAAAUGCUUUUUUUUGGCCCACCAGGGCUCCAGUCACCCCAUCUUUGGCCUAGUAGCCGCAAUGGAAUGCACAAAAAUCUAGACGGACAGCAGCAGCCAGCAUCGCCUGGUCUCAGCCAGGAGCUGAAUUCGGAUGAAGGUGACCGUACUCUUACUGCGCCCCGUGCUUCUGCCUCAAGAGCUCACACGACAAAUUCUGAACAUGCUUUGUCUCCACCUAGACUACAGCCGCAGAGGCAAUCGCCAGCGGCCGCUGUCAAUGAGGACGACGAUUCGGAUACAAGUGAGGAGCAAGAGAGCCUACUUGUUUUUGGCGCAGUCCAGCGCGAUUCGUCUUGGUCAUCAUCGUCAUUACAACAACAACAACCAAGCCCACCGAUAUCCAAAGCUGAGCAGGAUCAGCUCGGUACGACCCGAGGCAUCUUCGACCCCAACCUCGCUGAUUCACAAACAAAACCCGAGAUCACUCCACCACCUGCAUCACUCGCACCUUCGUGCUCACAGACUAGCCCAUCCAGAAACAAAGCGCUACGCGAAGAGCAGCAGCGGCGACGCGAGCAGAUCGCCAGAAUUAAACGAGGUCAGGGCGAUAAUCACGAUGGCGCAUCAGCGUACCCACUUUCUUCCUUCUCGUCCCACCCCGGAUCGAGACCAAGCGCGGCGACCCGCAAACGUGCUCGUUUCUAG
This is a messenger RNA of Mycosarcoma maydis (corn smut), 1494 nucleotides long. RefSeq lists its product as uncharacterized. The transcript has a single exon. The coding region runs from base 1 to 1494 and encodes 497 amino acids. The record is from RefSeq and is a predicted model, not a curated record. Lineage: Eukaryota; Fungi; Basidiomycota; Ustilaginomycetes; Ustilaginales.